AUGGCACCGUUGUCCACCAGCAACGUGUCUGAAGUCAAUCUAAGCUAUUACCAAUCAGUCCAAGAAGACAUGAGGAAAAUUUUGAAGUGUUUGGGACCGGAUUUUGCCAACAAAGAUGCGCUGCAAAUCGCACAAGGAAAUCAACAAGGAGAUGGCGGCAUCCAAGAACCUUUCAACAAGGAAAGCGCCACGAGGGCUCUUGGGAACCAGAAUUUGUACAUUUGCGCUGGGAACUUGUUCUGGUUGGAUUUUCUGAGAUCCCCAAGCCCAGGAGUACCACUACAAAGGCAUGGUGUAUGCCAGCUAGGUGACUUCUUGUGGCCCAAGAACCAGUCCAAACCGAUGUUCCUCCUCAAGUUGUUGGAGGUGGAAGCCCCAACAGAUGUGCCAGAGAGACCAUCAGCUCUGGGUAUGCUUUCUCCGGAAGGCUAUGCGCAUGCUGCUCUGUAUGCGGCUGCCAGAGACCUCCCAGAGCACAAAGAGGAAUGGCAAAUUGUGCUGAGGUCAGAGUAUGAAUCUCUGAGCCGAUCAGCUUUGCAGCAGGCCACCGAGAUCAGCAUGCUGAAGAAGCGCAUGGAGUCCGAUGUAGGACGAACUCUUCAACCAGCGGAGCUCGUCAAUCAGUUGAAGCAAUUUGGCCUCAAGAAAGUGUAUGAGAAGAUGAAAGGCCCCGAGAUGCUAGGUCCCAUUCUAGCCAUGGAAGAAAAAUUUGGAACAAAGUCUUGCUUCAACUCCCUCAGCAAACUGCAUCUCUUGGCAACCAAACCUGAAGCCAAUCGGCGGGUUUGGGUGAUGCAGGGAAUCUAUGACUGGCUCGUCCGCAGUUUGCUGACGAACGAUGAGGUGACCAAGAACACUCUCACUGGUGAUCGCAACACCUGCGGUUUGAUUCCGCUCCUGGAGUUGAAGAUGCUUUGCCUGGAACAUUGGCUCUCAUCCAUGAUGGCCCGCGCCAACAUCCUGGAGAAGGACCGGGCAGUGAUCCGCCGAGUCUUGCAGGACCAUGCUUCGUAUCGGCAGGAGAUGCUGGGCUCAGACGUCUCAUGGCAAGGCAAUCUCGCCCGCAGCUCUUUGGAGGCAUUGCAGUUUCUUGAGAAGCUGGUGUUCAACAAACAAUUCGACAAUCAGCUAAAGCAGCAUGCCCGCGGGCACAAGAACGUCGAAGAAGUGGCCGAAAAUGAGAUCAUCAAGGAGGAAUGGUCCAAGGUCAUUUCCAUCCGAGAAAAUGAAGUGGCAGAGCAGAAGGUGCGGGACAAGAUGGAAGACCAGGAGGACGGAGACGCCCCGGCAGAGACCGCUCUCCAUCAAAUGCGUCGGGCAGCCAAUGAGUUUGUGGAGAACGGCCAGGAGUAUUGGAACAGUUUGGCGAACACAACUGUGAGGCGGUAUGUUUCAUGUAUGGUGCUGCCAGCCACACAAGGGCAAAUGCAGAGAGAGCUGACCAACUCUUGCCUCAAAGAUGUCAUUGUGCCGGAGGGCCAGAGGUCGUGCUUGACUUGGUGUGACCUGGAUUAUAUGGGUGAGAAUAUGGGCGUCAAUUCGCAGAUUGGCCUUCGGAGGCUGCAGCCCUUGGACGGGAACGGUGAAAUCAAGAGCCUCAUCCAAGCCACGAUGCUGGCCCGUGGGGCCCAAGUGAAAAGCGACCAAGGGGAGAUAACGGUCCCUGCUCCCGGAGAGAUUGUGUGCUUCCACGCAGCCUCAGACAGACCAGGAGCAAUCUCAGAGUUGCGCAAGAUCUUUCGUCUUGCUGCAGCGACAAGAGGUGACACCAUCGACUGUGAACAGAAAGACAUCAUGGUUGUCUUCCAGGAGGAAUCUGUGCGCAGCCGAAAGAAACGCAUCAAAGGAUCAGAGGCCUACAGAUGCGACAGCUACUUGCACUUGUUCAGCGGUUUGACCCUGAUUCCUGGCUUAGUCCCAGAGAAAAGAAGGCUGCACUAUGACGGAUUCAACACAGGGAAUGUCAUGGGGUGGGUGACAUGUCUCCAGCCGAAUUCCUUGUGGGAAGCUACCCGGAAAGACAAGGAGAAGAUUCUGGGCCCCAAGGCGUUGAAGCUCACGACCGCUGAGCAGAUCA
This is a messenger RNA of Cladocopium goreaui, 2077 nucleotides long. NCBI's taxonomy places the organism in Eukaryota, Dinophyceae, Suessiales, Symbiodiniaceae. The record is from the annotation of a GenBank genome assembly.